Molecule: messenger RNA, 1354 nt
Organism: Mangifera indica (mango)
Lineage: Eukaryota; Viridiplantae; Streptophyta; Magnoliopsida; Sapindales; Anacardiaceae
Exons: 8
Coding region: 219-1070 (283 amino acids)
Biological process (GO): protein ubiquitination
Cellular component (GO): membrane
Molecular function (GO): ubiquitin-protein transferase activity; zinc ion binding
Source: RefSeq, a predicted model, not a curated record
UUGAAAAAGAAAGAGGCGACAAAUCCAGGUCGUCUCUUAGAAACCGCGGAACGCCAACAAAAAAGACAAUCAACCACUGAUUUUACGCUAUUUUCUCUCCGAUAUUUCUGCUCUCAACGCACAAUUCAAGUAAUAAUCCUACACCACUUUUUCCUUUUUAGGUGGUGGGUUUUUUUUUGUUGGGAAGGAAUUUAUUACGAAAAGAAAAGGAAAAAAAAAUGAGUGAUCAGGUGGUUUUGUGUGUGGACCAGCUGAUGAGGUCGGAGGCCGUACAAGAGGAGGGUGGUGGUGUUGUUGUUAAUGUGGCCUAUGGUAGUGGGGAAAAUGAAGCGGGGCCGUCGGGCUCGGCGGUGGAUGAUGAAAUGGGAGAGGAGGAGCCGUUGAUUCAAGUGGGUGAAUGUCGCAUUUGUCAGGAAGAGGAUUCUGUCACCAAUUUGGAGAUACCUUGUGCUUGUAGUGGCAGUCUCAAGUAUGCUCAUAGAAAGUGUGUUCAGCAUUGGUGCAAUGAGAAAGGAGAUAUAACUUGUGAGAUAUGUCAUCAGCAAUAUCAACCAAAUUACACUGCUCCACCUCCUCCUCACCGCUUGGAAGAUACUGCUAUUGAUAUUGGUGGAGGGUGGACCCUAUCUGGCACCCCUCUGGACUUGCGAGAUCCUCGCCUCUUGGCCAUUGCGGAGGCAGAGCGACACUUUUUGGAAGCGGACUAUGAUGAGUAUGAUGCUUCAAAUGCAAGCGGAGCUGCAUUUUGCCGUUCAGCUGCUUUAAUUUUAAUGGCUCUUUUACUUUUGCGGCAUGCACUGACCAUCCCAGAUGCUGAUGGAGAAGAUGAUGUGUCUACCUUUUUCUCUCUUUUCUUGCUUCGGGCCGCUGGAUUUCUUUUGCCCUGCUACAUCAUGGCUUGGGCCAUCAAUAUAUUGCAGCGUCGAAGGCAAAGACAGCAGGAGGCGGCUGCAUUGGCUGCGACACAAGUAGCAUUUGUACUACAAUCCGGACAACGGAGGGCUCUGCAGUUUGCAAUAGCCUCAGGACCACCUGCAGUGAGUCAGCCACAGCCCCAGGAACCUGUUUGAUAUGGCUGACAUAAAUUGAUGCAAUAUUUGUUAUGUCAUCUGAAUUGAGUGACCAACCAAAACUGAGGGGGAAAACACGGAGAAGGUUCUCCUAAUAAUUGGAGUUUUAAAAAGGCUAAUCGUGUAUUAAUUUACAGUAUUUUGUUUUAACUACGUAUGAAUUUUACAUGUUUGUUUUAGGAUGAGCGUUUCUGUAAACUGGGUCAAUUUCUUAUUUCAGUUGCCUUGUUGAACCUGUACAAAUUCUUUUACUUGCAAGUAUGUAAAUCUCACUAGUUGUUCAA